ACACUAGUCACGCCCCCGUCAUGUAAUUCUAGCCGAGUCAGCCCGGUAAAAAGCCGCUGCGAGUGUCGUGUUUACCUUUCCCCCCUCUUUCUCUCUGUCUCCAUUUAUUCACCUGCAGCCACGUGACAGCGAGGAAAACCGACGCGCUGCGGCCGCGGAUGAGCAUCAACGGCGAGGAGGAGAAUCCGCCCCCCCUCCCGCGGCGACGGUGCCGUUAAUUUGACUUUGAAGGAGCUCCGUCCCUCAUCGGUCCCUCAUCCGUCCCUCAUCCGUCCCACACCGGUCCCUCAUCCUGCGGCCGCAGCCAUGAGCGGAAGAGCCGGAGACCUCAGUCCCAAACAGGCUGAAGCCCUGCAGCAGUUUCGAGAGAGGAUACAAGACGUUCUUCCUCAACUUCCUGCGCAGCAUGACCACUUCCUCUUACGCUGGCUCAGAGCCAGAAACUUCAACCUCCAGAAGUCUGAGGCGAUGCUCCGAAAGCAUUUGGAGUUCAGGAAGCAGAUGAAAGUCGACACAAUACUCGCCGACUGGCGCCCCCCAGAGGUGAUCGAGAAGUACCUGUCGGGAGGGAUGUGCGGCUACGACCGCGAGGGCAGCCCCGUGUGGUACGACGUCAUCGGGCCGGUGGACCCCAAAGGCCUCUUCCUGUCCGCCUCCAAGCAAGACUUCAUCAAGUCCAAGAUCCGGGACUGCGAGGCGCUGCAGGAGGAGUGUUCCCUGCAGUCCCAGCGGCUUGAGAGGAACGUGGAGUCAAUCACCAUGAUCUACGACGUAGAAGGUCUGGGUCUGAAGCACCUGUGGAAGCCUGCUAUAGAGACCUAUGGAGAGAUCCUCCAGAUGUUUGAGGAGAACUACCCAGAAGGCCUGAAGAGGCUGUUUGUCAUUAAAGCACCCAAACUCUUCCCCGUGGCCUUCAACCUGGUCAAGCACUUCCUGAGCGAGAACACGAGACAGAAGAUCUACAUCCUCGGGGCUAACUGGCAGGAGGUUCUACUGAAGUACAUCGACGCGGAGGAGCUGCCGGUCAUCUACGGCGGCAAACUGACGGACCCCGACGGAGACCCUCGCUGCCGGACCAAGAUACACCACGUCGGCCCGGUUCCCCCCUCCUACUACGUGCGGGACCACGUGAAGGUGGACUACGAGCGGUGCAUGACCGUCAGCCGGGGCUCCUCCCAGCAGCUGGACUACGAGAUCCUGUUCCCGGGCUGCGUCCUCAGGUGGCAGUUUGCCACGGAGGGGGCGGACAUCGGCUUCGGGGUGUUCCUGAAGGCCAAGAAGGGCGAGUGGAAGAAAGCCUCCCAGAUGCAUGAAGUGGUGCUCAGCCAGCGUUACAACUCCCACUUGGUGCCCGAGGACGGAUCCCUGACCUGCGAGCGCCCGGGAGUCUACGUCCUGAGGUUCGACAACACCUACAGCAUCUUCCAGGCCAAGAGGAUCAGCUUCUCCGUCGAGGUCCUGCUGCCGGACCACAUGCAGCCCCCGCAGACCAACGGGGCGGGCAAAGACCACGAGCCGGCUGCAGGCGGCGACGGGCGACCGUGACCCGAGGGCCGGACACGCGGAGGUGGGGGGGGGGGAGGGCGCAGGGCGUCGGCAGCGUUUGGACGCCGCUGAGCGUGGCCUGAGAGACUCCAGUUGGACGGGACCCACGUGUGCUGU
Molecule: messenger RNA, 1662 nt
Organism: Pungitius pungitius (ninespine stickleback)
Lineage: Eukaryota; Metazoa; Chordata; Actinopteri; Perciformes; Gasterosteidae
Product: SEC14-like protein 2
Exons: 12
Coding region: 307-1545 (412 amino acids)
Cellular component (GO): cytoplasm
Source: RefSeq, a predicted model, not a curated record